UGUGUUGUAUUUGAGGAACUCAUCAUCAUAAAUAUAGAUAGAGUGAAGAAAAGGGAAGACACCGCGGCAAAGCAAUUGAAAUUGAAAGUGAAAUGGAGGAUAAGUUAUCGAGCGUGGCAAAGAGUUUUGCACCAUCGCCCAUUCAGGAACUAUCCCAUCUUGCCCAGAGAUGCAACGCCAUCAACCUCGCCGAAGGCUUUCCAGACUUCCCUGCACCUUCCCAUAUCAAAUUCGCUGCCAUUUCCGCUAUUCAUUCCGACUUCAAUCAAUACAGGCAUGUACCUGGAAUAUGUGACCUCCUGGCAAACAUAAUGAAGCAAAUCCAUGGAUUGAAUGUCAACCCUCUUACUGAUAUAGCUAUUUGUUGUGGCCAAUCUGAGGCCUUCGCGGCAGCUGCCUUUGCAAUAAUAGACAAGGGUGAUGAAGUUGUACUGUUUGACCCUUGCUAUGAAACAUAUGAAGGAUGCAUUAAGAUGGCUGGGGGAGUCCCAGUAUACAUCGCUCUCGACCCACCUCAGUGGACCUUGGACCCUAACAAAUUCAUCAACUCUUUCACUGGGAGAACAAAAGCUGUAGUACUCAACAGUCCUCACAACCCAACUGGCAAAGUAUUCACUAAAGAUGAACUUGAGAUUAUUGCUGGAGAAUGCCGCACCAGGAAUUGCCUAGCUAUAACAGAUGAAGUAUAUGAGCAUAUAACCUUCAACAGUGAGAAACAUAUAUCCCUUGCAUCAUUUCCAGGAAUGCAAGAGCGGACUAUUAUCACGUCUUCCUUAUCUAAAACGUUCAGUGUAACAGGUUGGAGGGUCGGAUGGGCAAUUGCUCCAGCUUUCAUUGCAUCUGCAAUCAGAAACAUUCAUACUAAACUUACAGAUUCUGCUCCAGCACCUUUCCAAGAAGCUGCCUUGACUGCUUUGGGAAGCCCCCCUGAAUACUUUGAAUCAUUGAGAAGUGAUUAUGAAUCAAGACGAGACUACAUUGUCAAUUUGCUAACUAGAGUUGGCUUUAAGAUUCAGUUCAAGCCUCAGGGUGCACUCUUUUUAUUUGCAGAGCUACCUGAAAAUUGCAAACUUUCUGAUGUAGAUUAUGUUAAAAUGUUAAUACAGACUGCAGGGGUUGUGGCUGUGCCAGGAUGUGGAUUUUUUCAUACACAUUUGUCUCGGGAGAAAUUUUCUCUGGGAGGUUACAGCUAUCAGGAGAGAUACAUUAGGUUUGCUUUCUGUAAAAGUGAUCAGACUUUGGCUUCUGCUGCAAAAAGACUUGGAGAGCUUAUUGAUGCUACAGGGUGUCUCAAUCCGCAAUGACUCGGAAGGAAGAAUAACUCAAAUAUGUGUACUUGACAUUGAGAUGAUAUUGGAAGAUAGAACUUCACUGAGAAUAAUGUAAGCUCAUCUUAUUAUACUGAACCUGUAGAAAAAUUAUCAGACCUUUUUGGUAGUAAUCUUAUUAGACUUCAUGGAGAAUUUUUUUU
This is a messenger RNA of Prunus persica (peach), 1471 nucleotides long. Its product is annotated as kynurenine--oxoglutarate transaminase. Lineage: Eukaryota; Viridiplantae; Streptophyta; Magnoliopsida; Rosales; Rosaceae. Gene Ontology annotation, molecular function: L-kynurenine:2-oxoglutarate transaminase activity; pyridoxal phosphate binding. The record is from RefSeq and is a predicted model, not a curated record. Bases 93 to 1304 code for a protein of 403 amino acids. Gene Ontology annotation, biological process: biosynthetic process. The transcript is spliced from 9 exons. Gene Ontology annotation, cellular component: cytoplasm.